GGUCCAUCGCGCUCCGCCCCCUCCCCGCCGGCUCCCGGCGCUCCGAGCCCGGGCCUGGGGACUCCGGAUCCCGCCGCCGGGGCCGCAGCAUGGGGCGCUUUCGCGGGGGCCUGCGGUGCAUCAAGUACCUGCUGCUCGGCUUCAACCUGCUCUUCUGGCUGGCAGGGUCUGCGGUCAUUGCUUUUGGACUAUGGUUUCGGUUUGGAGGCUCCAUGAAGGAUUUCUCCUCGGAGGACAAGUCCCCAGAGUACUUCUACAUGGGGCUGUAUGUGCUGGUUGGAGCAGGGGCCCUGAUGAUGGCCGUGGGCUUCUUCGGGUGCUGUGGGGCCACGAGGGAGUCGCAGUGUGUUCUUGGAUCUUUUUUUAUCUGCCUAUUGGUGAUAUUUGCUGCUGAAAUAACCACUGGAGUAUUUGCUUUCAUAGGCAAGGAUGUAGCAAUACGACAUGUUCAGACCAUGUAUGAAGAAGCUUAUAAUGAUUACCUUAGAGACAAGGAAAAGGGAAAUGGGACUCUCAUCACCUUCCACUCAACGUUUCAGUGCUGUGGAAAAGAAAGCCCUGAACAGGUCCAACCCACCUGUCCAAAGGAGCUCCUAGGACACAAGAAUUGCAUUGACGAAAUUGAGAGCAUAAUCAGUGUUAAGCUCCAGCUCAUCGGAAUUGUCGGUAUUGGAAUCGCAGGUCUCACGAUCUUUGGCAUGGUAUUCAGCAUGGUCCUUUGCUGUGCGAUACGAAAUUCACGAGAUGUGAUAUGAAGCUACUUCUACAUGAAAAGUGUAAUCUAGAAUAUACAAAUGUCACAGGGGCUGUCUCCUGGCUCAUUUUUAAUAUUCAAAGGACAUUAGGAUCUAAAAUAAUUUGCUGUUAACUGUACAUUUGCACAUGUAUGUGUGUUUGGCUCAAGACUGGUUUGCACCUUUAAUGAAUGCCUAUGUAUGCUGACUGAGAGCAUGUUCAUGUGUGAUCUGUGUGUUUCUGGUAUAUGGAUAAUGAAAUCUGGUUGCUGGGAAUUCCUGAAUCUUGGUAUGUGAGCAUAUUUAACUCUAAGAAAAAGAUCAAAAAGCUUUGAAAAAAGAAACUUGGUUGUUUAGAAGAAAAAUGAUAGUAGGUCAGUUUCUCAGACUCUAGCCAUAGGAAGUAAGAUAUAGAGAAUUCAGGGAUUUCUAACUUAUGGAAGCAAUAAGCCACAGAAAUUGAGAGAUCAUGGUGCAAUGGUAAAAACGACUGUGUUUGGGUUAGGUGUAAGGGUUUCCUGGGAUUUAUUUUUAUAUAUGUAAUCUCUCCAGAAUUUAGGAUUAAAUACACCUGUAAAACUAAAUAUAGCAUGGAAAAUCUAAUUUGAAUAGGUCAUACUUUCCUAGUAUUAAAAAAAAAAACCUCACUCUGGAAAGAGUGUCACACAGACAAUCACAUGCUCUAUAAAACUGAGUGUUUUCAGGACUAAAAGGAAAACCUUUUAACAACUUUUUAAGGAAAUAUUUUUGUUCUUAUAUAAAGACAUUUAAAUAUUGCUUUAUAA
Bubalus bubalis (water buffalo) is the source of this 1519-nucleotide messenger RNA. It is a transcript of the gene TSPAN2, whose product is annotated as tetraspanin 2. Lineage: Eukaryota; Metazoa; Chordata; Mammalia; Artiodactyla; Bovidae. The transcript has 8 exons. The record is from RefSeq and is a predicted model, not a curated record. Bases 90 to 755 code for a protein of 221 amino acids. Gene Ontology annotation, cellular component: membrane.